CAGUGGUUUUCGUUAUUCUACCAUCAGCGUCCUCCAGAGAAUUACACAAGAUGGGGCUGUUCAUCUUAUGGCUGUCUGUGCUCAUGUGCCUAACGCCAGCCCUGAUAUCGGCUUAUCGUGUAACGGCCGUAGAGGGUGAGGGCCUGGUUUUACCUUGUGCAUACCCUUCCACCAGUAACGUGGCGGCCAUGUGCUGGGGCAGAGGUGGCUGUUCAGCUUUCGGCUGUAACCGUCCAAUCGCCAAGGUUAAUGCAAGCAGAGUGUCUUGGAUAAAAUCGGACAGAUACACCUUCCCGGGAAACUUAGAAUUCGGAGAAGUGAGCAUGAAACUUGGUAAAGUGACCGUGGAUGAUGCUGGGACUUACUGCUGCUUUGUAAAGAUUCCAGGACUGGGCAUUGAACUGAAGAAAGAGGUAACGGUAGAGAUACAGGAAGCCAUGAAGAAAGACAACACUGUGAGUAGCUCGGUGGGUGACACAGUGACCUUACCCUGCAAAUACAAUGCUGAGGAAGGUGUGAAGGACAUGUGUUGGGGAAGAGGCGACUGUGGACUCACCGGCUGUACGCACCAGAUCCUUAAAACAGACGGCAACACAGUGAUAUCGAGAGAAUCUAGUAGAUACCAGUUACUGGGGGACAUCACAAAAGGGGACGUGUCCCUGACCAUCAGUGGGUUGUCCAAGGAUGAAGAAGGGGAGUACUGCUGCCGAGUGAGAAUCCCAGGGUGGUUCAAUGACAAGAAGAAGGAUAUAAAACUGGAGAUACAAGAUGUUGACCUCGUGAAAGGGUCACUUGAGGACAGAGUCACGUUACCCUGCUCUUACUCGGCUGAUAAUGGCCCAAACCCCACCUGCUGGGGCAGAGGCCACUGUAGACUGCUCUUUUGUGACCGCAAGGUCCUCACUACUGAGGAAGCCAAAGUGUCCUGGAGGGAAGCCGACAGAUUCCAGUUAUUAGGGAACAUAGAAAAGGGAAAUGUCUCACUCACAAUAAAUGGUGCAACUGCGGAUGACGGAGGAGUGUACUGCUGCCGCGUGGAUGUCCCUGGAAUACUCAAUGACAUCAAGAAGGAAGUCCGUCUACAGAUACAUGAUGGUGACCAUGUGAAAGGGCUGGUAGGUGAUACACUGACAUUACCCUGCUCAUAUAAUGUUAGUGAAGGCACUACAACAAUGUGUUGGGGACGAGGCCGCUGUCCAGUUUUCAAAUGCAGCAAUACCCUUGUCUGGACGGACGGCGAAGUAGUCACCUGGGCUGAAUCAGACCGGUACAAACUGCGGGAGAACAUAGCAAGAGGGGACGUGUCGCUGACCAUCAAAAGAGUGAUGAAGGAAGAUGAAGGGACCUACUGCUGCCGUGUGGAGACCCCAGGAAUAUUAAACGACAAGAUAAAAGAGAUAACCGUGGAGGUAGAGGACGAUGGAUUCCAGACAAGACAUUGAAUCGAAGGCUAGGAUGAUACCUCGGAUGGCCCAUGGAACGAUACCGUCAACAGAGAUUAUCCUGCAGAUCAUGGAUAAACCAGAUAUCGGAUAUUAACCCAAAAAUGAGGAACAAUAACCAGAUUCAUUCAUGUUUUCUCCCUCGCAACAUGAUAGCAACAAUAUUACUAAUUUGUUAUGUAUCACAUUGCAUCAGAUAACUGGUUUGUUUUCGUGUCUUUUACAGCCAAUGUAAUCUCAGCUAUUCUGUUUUUUUAUAUUUUUUAUGAUCUUUUACAUCUUCAUUUGGCUCUAAUUUUUAAAUGAUGGAUGUGUUGAUGCUUCUCUGCAAUAAAAUAAAAAAAAUGCAAUGAAGAAA
Messenger RNA from Pseudophryne corroboree (corroboree frog), 1800 nucleotides. Its product is annotated as polymeric immunoglobulin receptor-like. NCBI's taxonomy places the organism in Eukaryota, Metazoa, Chordata, Amphibia, Anura, Myobatrachidae. The transcript has 7 exons. Gene Ontology annotation, biological process: cytoskeletal rearrangement involved in phagocytosis, engulfment; apoptotic cell clearance. The record is from RefSeq and is a predicted model, not a curated record. The coding region runs from base 51 to 1442 and encodes 463 amino acids. Gene Ontology annotation, molecular function: phosphatidylserine binding.